Naegleria fowleri is the source of this 1206-nucleotide messenger RNA. RefSeq lists its product as uncharacterized. The transcript has a single exon. Gene Ontology annotation, biological process: transcription by RNA polymerase III. Gene Ontology annotation, cellular component: RNA polymerase III complex. Lineage: Eukaryota; Heterolobosea; Eutetramitea; Acrasida; Naegleriidae. The record is from RefSeq and is a predicted model, not a curated record. Gene Ontology annotation, molecular function: DNA binding. Bases 1 to 1206 code for a protein of 401 amino acids.
AUGCCUUUUCAUGACGAUGAGGAUGACGAUGUGAUGGAUAUUUCAUCAUCUUCCCGAAGUCAAUCAUCCUCCUCACAGCAGAAAAAGACGGUCGUAUAUGAUGCCUCUCGAUUAUUAGCAAAACCUUCCGUAACUGCCUCCUCAUCGGGAGGAGCAUCAUCCGCCAGCGGCAGUAAUACUCUCUCCUCACAACCACCAAGGCUUCAAUCCAUACUUCCCCCGAGAAAUAUUGAUAAACCAACACAACAUUAUAAAACGAGUUCAACGAGUAUGAAUUUUACACCUAAUUUUAAACCCAAACCGAUCAAAACGGAAGACUCCUCGAAAGAUGAUAUUAAUUUGGAUGUUUUUAUGGGACAAGCCGCUAAUCAAACUGGAAAACGAAAACCAACCUAUAACAAACCAAGUACUAAAGCUAUCAUGAACAAGGCUACUACUUUCAAUUUGGUCACGGGAAUCACACCGAGUGCAAGUUUUUCAUCGGGAUUUGGUGGUAUGGAUAUUGGUGGUUUUGAUGCUGUACAUACAUCAACAAGUGGAAUGAAUUUAACAGCAAGCGGUUUUGAGACUCCAAAAGAGGGCGAGGAUGAUGAUGCCAUGAUGGAACGAGAAUUGAAUAGGAGGAAAAAUUUAUUUAAAGGAAUUAAACAACCUCCAACUGUUUUACCAUUCAAUGAGGAGGCCUUUCUGAGGGCAGAGGCACAACGAGCCCAAUCAGUUGAGAGAUAUGCUAUUGAGGAUUCGAUCGAUGAACUUCAACAAAGUCUAUUUAGGAGUAAUGGAGAGGCACUAAUGUCUGAAGAUCAAUUAUUCUUCAUUCAACUUCCUUCUAAAAUCCCAUACAUGGAUGCAGCUGAAAGAAAACGUCAACAAGCUCAGGAAAAGAAGGCUGUAUCGACAAGUGUCGACGAUGCCGAAAAUAUUUGGACACAACCCUUUGAAAAUACUCUUGCUAAAGUGCCAAGUGGCCUCGUUGGAGAAAUGGUAAUUUACAAGAGUGGAAAAGUGAAAUUGAAACUAGGAGAUGUUCUGUUAGAUGUAUUUCCAGGCAGUGAAUUUAGUUUUCCUGAACAUGUUGCCUGUAUAGAUAUUGCAGAUAAAGAUAAGCAAGGUAAUUGCCACAUUCUUGGAAAUAUUGCAAAAAGAUUUUCAUGUGUACCUGACGUGGAUUAUUUAUUGAGCCGAGAAGAAACAACCAAACCUUAA